This is a messenger RNA of Cynoglossus semilaevis (tongue sole), 4876 nucleotides long. RefSeq names its product RAP1 GTPase activating protein a (gene rap1gapa). Gene Ontology annotation, molecular function: GTPase activator activity. The coding region runs from base 1016 to 3205 and encodes 729 amino acids. The record is from RefSeq and is a predicted model, not a curated record. Lineage: Eukaryota; Metazoa; Chordata; Actinopteri; Pleuronectiformes; Cynoglossidae. The transcript has 25 exons. Gene Ontology annotation, biological process: regulation of small GTPase mediated signal transduction. Gene Ontology annotation, cellular component: cytoplasm.
CUCCCUCUUUAGAACCUGUGCAUUGGAGGAUGAUUUAGCUGUCAUGUAGCAGGAAAAGACAUUACUGUCAGAGGUCUGUUGGGAUGAAGAAGCUUUCUGCUCCGUGGGGAUCAAACCAAUUAGAGUUAUCAAAAGGCUUUCUGCCCCUGGAAAAGACGCCUGUAGGAGGCAGUAGUGGCAGUUUACCUCUGGAGUUCUGUUCUUUUACCAGGAUGAAGAUGAGUCCAAUUUAUUUAUUCUUUAUUUAUGCAUGUGUCAGAUGUGGUUGCCACAGCAACAGCCCUAGCAGGCUGAUGAAUUAGUGUCAGGACUAGAGGAAAGCUCUGUUACUGCAACUGUUCUUCCCCUUUAAAGAACCCUGGAACACAGGUAGCAUCGAUGACGAUGAAGGUUUAACGGAGAUCGAACUAUUGUUAAGAGUGUGAUUUUAAACAAGUGUGUAUGUAUACCUGUAUAGCUACACUUGUUGGGACAUUAUUUGGUCAACACAUCCUUAAUCUGAGGAACCUUUGAUUUAUCAGGACAUUUAGGAUUAGAUUUAGGAUUAGAUUUAGAGACAAAUUAGAGUUGGAUUAAGAUGAGGGAUAUGUUUGUAAGAGGUUUGGUGUGACAAAAACACAUAAAACAGUGUAUGCAUGUGUGUGUGUGUGUAAAAUGUGAAAAAAAAGAGACACAAAGACCGACUGAGAGAGUGAGAGAGAGUGAGGGAGAGACAGAGAGUGGGAGGAGAUUCAGAGGCAGGAGAGGAUGCUCAGUGAGAGAGUGCAACACUAGACAGAGCCGCGAGUGUGGCCAGCUGCUGAGAGACUGAUGUCAGGUCGCCGCUGAGCCACAGAGCCGUCUGCAGCCACAGGGAGAAAAAUAGACAAGGAGACAGGAGGCAGCUGAGGAGGAGACACAGGGGAGAAGGAAUGCUGAAUUAGUGGAGAACCGGAGGUAGUGUGUCACCCCCCCUCCCUCUCCAUUCCUGGUCAAUGGUUGGACUACCAAGGGUAGAGCCAGCCUUCAGCUGCCCAUGAGUGAGAAACAAGAUGGGAGUGAAACCCGGAAUUCUUCAACACUAGAGCCCCAGCUGUUCCAGCCAACGGCCCCUCAGACCUCCUCGCCAUUCCACAAGACCACAGAUUUAUUUGAAAUGAUUGAAAAGAUGCAGGGCCACAGGAUGGAUGAGCAGAGGUGCGCUUUUCCUCCCCCACUCAAGACGGAGGAAGACUACAUUCCAUACCCAAGUGUCCACGAGGUACUGGGUAGAAAAAGCCCCUUUCCUCUCAUCCUCCUGCCUCAGUUUGGAGGAUACUGGAUCGAGGGCACCAACCACGAUGUCAGCAACACAGUGGACAGCGAGCCGGGACAGCCUCUGUCUCCCAACACCCGAACCAAGCUGGAGUGUAACACAACAGCACCGCUGUACAGGAAACACUUCCUGGGGAAGGAACACUUUAAUUACUAUUCACUGGACAAUGCCCUCGGACACAUGGUGUUCUCCAUGAAGUACGACGUGAUCGGAGGCCAGGAGCAUCUCCGGCUAAUGCUCAGGACCAAACUGAAAACCUACCACGAUGUGAUCCCCAUUUCCUGUCUGACAGAAUUUCCCAACGUGGUUCAAAUGGCCAAGCUCGUUUGUGAAGACGUCAACGUGGAUCGAUUCUUUCCUGUCCUGUAUCCAAAAGCCUCAAGACUUAUCGUCACGUUUGAUGAACAUGUCAUAAACAACAACUUUAAAUUUGGGGUCGUCUAUCAAAAGUAUGGACAGACCUCGGAGGAAGAGCUCUUUGGCAACAGCGAAGAGAGCGCUGCGUUCGUGGAAUUUCUGGAGUUUUUAGGGGAAAAAAUUGAGCUGCACAACUUCAAAGGUUUCCGCGGAGGAUUAGAUGUGACUCAUGGACAGACCGGGACCGAAUCUGUCUACUGCAACUACCGCAACAAAGAGGUCAUGUUCCAUGUGUCCACAAAGCUGCCUUACACAGAGGGGGACACGCAGCAGCUACAGAGAAAGAGACACAUAGGGAAUGAUAUCGUUGCCAUCAUAUUCCAAGAGGAAAACACUCCCUUCGUUCCCGACAUGAUCGCCUCCAACUUCCUCCAUGCUUAUGUUGUGGUGCAGGUGGUCAACCCAUGUUCCAGCAAUGUCCUCUACAAGGUUUCAGUCACGGCUCGUGAUGACGUACCAUUCUUUGGCCCGGCACUUCCAAACCCUGCCAUCUUCAAAAAAGGCCCUGAAUUCCAUGAAUUCCUUUUUACCAAGCUCAUUAAUGCUGAGUAUGCCUGCUACAAAGCUGAGAAAUUCGCCAAAUUAGAGGAGAGGACGCGCUCAGCGCUGAUAGAGACGCUGUAUGAGGAGCUGCAUUCAAACAGCCAGGCCAUGAUGGGACUCGGACCGGAGGAUGACAAGCUGGAAAACGGCAGUGGAGGCGGAGGCUUCUUUGAGUCCUUCAAGCGAGUGAUCCGCACCAGGAGCCAGUCCAUGGAUGCCAUGGGUUUUACUUUGAAGAAGGCACCCUCAAUCUCCAGUUUCAGCGGAAACUUGGGCCACAGCCCAGCAGAGAGUCUCAAAUUCCCCGGGAUAUCAUUGCUUGUCCCAGGCAAAAGUCCCAGUAAAUAUGGACGUCGUGGCAGUGCCAUAGGGAUAGGAACAGUAGAAGAGUCUCUGAUAAUCCCAGGUAAAAGUCCCACCCGGAAAAAAACUGGUCCUUUCGGCUCCAGGCGCAGCAGUGCAAUAGGGAUUGAAAAUAUUCAAGAAGUGCAGGAGAGGAGCAGAGAAUCAUCUCCAAAUACCCAGAAGACCCCUGACAGUGGUCAUGUCUCUCAAGACCCCAAAUCUGACAAUUCAUCCAAUCAGAGUUCUCCAGAAGUCCUCACUACUGCCAAAAACAGUUCUCUUUUUGGUGGCAGGACCCCCUCCAUCCCUGAGGGUCACGACCUUUCCCGCUCCUCCUCCAACGCCAGCAGCUUCGCCAGUGUGGUGGAGGAGAACGAGGCCACGGAGGACUACGACACAGGCAUGGAGAGUUUGUCGUCGGCCGGCACGCCACACAAGCGCGACUCCUUCAUCUACAGCAACUGGCUGGAGGACAGCAUCAGCAGCAGCAGCACCACCAGACGCGGGAGCUCCCCAGGUCCUGGUAAACCUGAACGAGGAAAGGGAACAGAAGUCCGGAUCAAACUGGAACGACCUCACGACCGUCAGUCCUCGUCGAAGUGUUAACUCCUCAUAUUUGGUUGUGUCCUGGACCACCAUCUCCAGCAUUCCCAUGAGCCACAGUCCUUCUGGGAGAUGAUACAGGUGCAGGUGCUCGCCAUGACAACGAAGGAGAUGAAGAAGAUGAUUUGAUUAGGGAAUGCAGGUGAAGCCUGACCUGCCUGUUUGUCACUGAGUGUCCGAGACAAGGAAUCCAUCAGCCUGGACAACACUAGAGAAAAGAAGAGAGAGAGAGAGGAGAGCGUCCGGCUUUUACACAUCGUUGCUUCCUCUGACACGUUUUUGCCUUGUUUGUUUUUUUUUCCGUUUCCAAAGCACUUUUUGUUUUAUCCACAAAGGUUAAGGUUGUGCCGUUCACAGCUGGGUGGGUUCAGACAGUGCCUGUUCUCUUGUCUCGAUUUAUCUUUACAUAGAUUUCAGACGGAGGUUUAUCUACGACAUGAUCACUAGUUUAUUUGUGCUUACCACGUCGGUACAGUUUGGCUCUGUGAUGCUCUGUAAUGCAUUCAUGGUAUGAAAUAUUCAGCGUCAAAUGUGAUUAUUUUAUUCAAGAAUAUAAUCAAGGUAGAUAUUUUUUUAACAUGAUUUCUUUCUGGCAGAACACCAAAAGGACUGUGGAGCUUCACCUCUGCUGGCUGCAAAUUAGGUUUCAAAACGUAACACUACACAUAAAUGCAAAACAAAAUGUACUCGAAAUAAAUGGAAUGGCCUUAAAGCUUAAACAUGCGAUGUGUGACACACACGUCUGCAGCAGGUCACGCUCUAAACAUCAAUGUAGUCAGUGAAGUCACUUCAGAGACACAAUGGUCUCCCUCAAAAUCUGUGGCACGAUUUUCACUAGUGCUGUCUGUGAAGUCUGUUUUUAUGUGGAUGUGUUUGUCAGUUGGUGAUUUUACAGUUAUUUUUUACUCUGCUGUGUUUGCAUGUGGAGACCAGUCUCUGCAGCAUGCUCUCUGUUGUUCCUUUACCUUUUAAUAUUUCUAUUAGGGAUGUCAGAUAUUAACUUUAUGCCGAUAUUGUCCAAACACUUAAUUUCCGAUUCCAAUAUCAACCGAUACCGAUAUAGGCCUGCUAACCUCUAUCUAUUUAUUUAUCUGUACAAAUCACUGUACGAGCAUGAGAUUAAUUAAAUAAGCUGCAAUGCUGCCAUCUAGUGACUUCGAGCGUAAAAUAUACAGUCGUUUAUCCCCAAAACUAUUUUUAGGGCACACAUUAUUUGGCGAAACUCAGGCAUUGCGUUAUUGGGUUUUCAUUAUCGGAGGAAAAACCCAUAUCGAUUGUGACAGAUAUUACAUAAUAUGCUAAUAUCGAGCCGAUAUUAUCGGACAUCCCUACUUUUUAUUAUUUAUUGAUUUAGUUUGUGCUGAAGUGGCGUUGAUCCACGUCUGCUUCACUGUUCCUGCUGUGGUGACCACAAUCAGCAUCCUGCCAUACGGUGUGUGUGUAGUAAAAUGUAAAGUCGUUUAAGCUCUGGGGGUUUUCUUUUCUAGGCUCUGAUCUCUUCAUGUGCAAUGACUUUUGCAAUGCAAUUACCAGGAAUAGGGUGAAUAUUUAUUUAAGAAAUGUGAAACAGCAUAGCUCCAAAUGUGACUACUGAUUUUGUAAAUAGAUACACAUUUGGAGAACAUUCUCCACGAUGUAGAGGUCGUUCAUUUCAUAUGGUGACUGACUGACCAA